AUGGUCGAGGCGCCGGCCGUCGUGGUGGUGCGGGCGUACGACGACGACGACGCGCGCGACCGCGCCGGCGUGGAGGAGGUGGAGCGCGCGUGCGAGGUCGGGUGCAUGAGCGGCGGCGGCAAGAUGUGCCUCUUCACGGACCUCCUCGGCGACCCGCUCUGCCGCAUUCGCCACUCGCCGGACUCCCUCAUGCUGGUCGCGGAGACCGCAACCGGCCCCAACAGCACGGAGAUCGCCGGACUCGUCCGCGGCUGCGUCAAGACCGUCGUCUCUGGCACUGCAGGCACUGGCACCACCCAGCAGGCUAAGGACGACGACCCCAUCUACACCAAGGUUGGCUACAUCCUCGGCCUCCGCGUCUCGCCCAGCCACCGGAGGAAGGGGGUGGGGAAGAAGCUGGUGGAUCGGAUGGAGGAGUGGUUCCGUCAAAGGGGAGCCGAGUACUCGUACAUGGCGACGGAGCAGGACAACGAGCCGUCGGUGCGGCUCUUCACCGGCCGCUGCGGCUACGCCAAGUUCCGCACGCCGUCCGUGCUGGUGCACCCGGUGUUCCGCCACGCCCUCAAGCCCUCGCGGCGCGCGGCCAUCGUGCGCCUCGAACGGCGGGAGGCCGAGCUGCUCUACCGCUGGCACUUCGCCAACGUCGAGUUCUUCCCCGCCGACACCGACGCCGUCCUGUCCAACGACCUGUCGCUGGGCACGUUCCUGGCCCUGCCGUCGGGGUCCUCGUCGCGGACGGGACCGGGGUGGGAGGGCGUGGAGGCGUUCCUGGCCGCGCCGCCGCCGUCGUGGGCCGUGCUCAGCGUGUGGAACUGCAUGGACGCGUUCCGCCUCGAGGUGCGCGGGGCGCCGCGCCUGAUGCGCGCCGCGGCGGGCGUCACCCGGCUCGUGGACCGCGCCGCGCCGUGGCUCGGGAUCCCUUCCAUCCCCAACCUGUUCGCGCCGUUCGGGCUCUACUUCCUCUACGGCCUGGGCGGCGCGGGGCCUGACGGCCCCAGGCUCGCCCGCGCGCUCUGCCGCAAAGCGCACAACAUGGCGCGGGACGGCGGGUGCGGCGUCGUGGCCACCGAGGUCGGCGCCUGCGAGCCCGUCCGCGCCGGGGUGCCGCACUGGGCGCGCCUCGGCGCCGAGGACCUCUGGUGCAUCAAGCGCCUCGCCGACGACUACAGCACCGGCCCGCUCUGGCGACUGGACCAAGGCGCCGGCCAGGCACUCCAUAUUCAUCGACCCGAGGGAGUUUUAGGCUCAUGA
Messenger RNA from Miscanthus lutarioriparius, 1251 nucleotides. The record is from the annotation of a GenBank genome assembly. NCBI's taxonomy places the organism in Eukaryota, Viridiplantae, Streptophyta, Magnoliopsida, Poales, Poaceae.